This is a messenger RNA of Nicotiana tabacum (common tobacco), 1983 nucleotides long. The record is from RefSeq and is a predicted model, not a curated record. Lineage: Eukaryota; Viridiplantae; Streptophyta; Magnoliopsida; Solanales; Solanaceae.
UGGUUCCCUUCUUUUCAAAGGAAAACACAUGUUGUAGUAGUUUUGGGAAGCCCAUAGCCUCACAAGUAAAAUCUCGUUCAAUUUCCCACAAAAUUGGAGCCUUCAAACUAAAAGUUCAAUUCCUCUGCUCUGUUAAUUCAUUAUUGCUAUAUGGCGUUGCUUGUGUCAAGUGUGCAAUUUCAACCUGGAUUAAGAAUUGUAUAUUCUGUACAGAAAAGGCAAAAUCCAAACAACAUUCUUCACAAAAGGUCUCAAUCCAAAACCCGAUUCUCUUUCUCUAGCAAUUCGAUAAAUCAGCGAUAUCGGUACAUAUCUCCCCUAAAUUCGGCUUCAAUUAAUGGAUACUCCGUACAAGAAGCUGAUUCUAGUGAGAAGCUGGGGGUGAAAUGGAUGGAAUUUGUUCGGAAUGUAUUUCCGGGUGGAAAUUGGUGGAGGCUUGAUGUGGAUGAUAUUGGAAUAACGGCAAAGCCUGUGACUGUUGUGCGUGCUCUUCACCGAAUGUGGGAAUUGAUAGCUCAAGAUGGUUUGCUUAUUUUUGCUGCUUUUACUGCACUCAUUAUUACUGCUUUAUCAGAAAUUAGUAUCCCGCAUUUUCUGACAGCAUCCAUCUUUUCGGCGCAAAGUAGCAGUAUCGCAGUGUUCCACCGGAAUGUGCGCAUCUUGGUAGUGCUCUGCAUCAUUUCCGGAAUAUGCAGUGGUGUGCGAGGUUGCUUUUUUGGGCUCGCAAAUAUGAUCCUGGUCCAGCGAAUGAGGGAAAAAUUGUAUUCCACUCUUCUUCUUCAGGAUAUAUCCUUUUUUGAUUCUGAAACAGUUGGUGAUUUGACAAGUAGGCUAGGGGCAGAUUGUCAACAAGUCUCUCGCGUAAUUGGAAAUGACCUAAAUCUGAUUUUGCGUAAUGUUCUCCAGGGAACAGGUGCUUUAGCUUAUUUGUUGAUUUUGUCCCCACCACUGGGAUUGUGCACAUUGGCUAUCUGCUGUGCACUUCUCACGAUAAUGCUGUUGUAUGGCCAAUACCAGAAGAAAGCAGCUAAAUUAAUUCAGGAGUACACUGCUUCUGCAAAUGAAGUUGCCCAAGAGACAUUCUCCCUCAUGAGGACUGUACGAGUGUAUGGAACCGAGGAACAAGAACUGGGAAGGUAUGCACGGUGGCUAGGGAAGUUAGCUGAUAUAAGCUUGCGUCAAAGUGCUGCUUAUGGAUAUUGGAACUUUAGCUUCAACACACUCUAUCACUCAACACAGGUUAUUGCUGUGCUGGUAGGAGGAAUGUCUAUUCUGGCUGGUCAUAUUACAGCAGAACAACUUACAAAAUUCAUAUUGUACAGUGAAUGGUUGAUUUAUUCUACAUGGUGGGUGGGGGACAAUUUAUCAUCAUUGAUGCAGUCUAUUGGGGCAAGUGAGAAGGUUUUUCAAUUAAUGGAUCUUAGACCUAGUGGUCAAUUCGUUGACAAAGAUCCCUCUGGCUAACUGAAUCUUCUAAUGGCCGAAGUAUAAGUUAAACUGAAACUAGGCACAAAAUAGACUCACCAGAGUUGGUGUGCAUUCAUACUUUGGCUUUCUGCAAAGGCCCGUUCAUGUUCAAAGAAUGAUUUCAUGAUUCGGUUAAAGGAAAUUUCUCUCCUAUGCUUCAAAGUGAAAUUUUUUGAGGUAGAAGGCCUGAUAAAUACCUGAAAUCCCCUGUGUACGCUUAAAUUUCUGAGAGAGAAGCUUUAUGAAGUUGUAGAUCUUCUUCAAGACUGGCUUUUAUGGAAGAUGUUUUGCGAAGCGUGGCUCAACUGUUUGCUGUGUUUUCUUGACAAAUGGUAGAAGAUGGCGUGUAUAUCAUUGGGGGUGAAGGGGGAGGCAGUGGUUUGUACUUAGAGGUACAAAUUAUUUAGGUGUUCAUAAAAGCAAGUGUUCUCAACUACCGAUGGAGAGGGUGUAGAAUCACUUUACCUCUGUCCUUAAACAACAUUAGUCGCUCUUUGAUGCAAAGUUCCAUCCAAU